UUCAGUUGGGCCAUGUGGUGCUCUCCCCAGUCUGGUUCCUCUACAGCCUGCUCAUGAAGCUGUUCCAGCGCUCCUCGCCGGCCAUCACCCUCCAGAGCCCGGACGUCAAGUACCCGCUGCGGCUCGUCGACAAGGAGAUCAUCAACCAUGAUACCCGGCGCUUCCGCUUCGCCCUGCCAACACCCCAGCACAUCCUGGGCCUCCCUGUUGGCCAACACAUCUACCUCUCAGCUCGAAUCGAUGGAAACCUGGUCAUUCGGCCCUACACACCCGUCUCCAGCGAUGAUGACAAGGGCUUCGUGGACCUGGUCAUCAAGGUUUACUUCAAGGACACCCAUCCCAAGUUUCCCGCUGGAGGGAAGAUGUCUCAGUACCUGGAAAGCAUGCAGAUUGGAGACACCAUUGACUUCCGGGGCCCGAACGGGCUGCUGAUCUAUCAGGGCAGAGGGAAGUUCGCCAUCCGUCCCGACAAGAAAUCCGACCCCGUCAUCAAGACAGUGAAAUCUGUCGGCAUGAUUGCAGGAGGGACAGGCAUCACCCCAAUGCUGCAGGUGAUCCGCGCCAUCAUGAAAGACCCAGAUGACCACACCGUGUGCCACCUGCUCUUUGCCAACCAGACCGAGAAGGACAUCCUGCUGCGGCCUGAGCUGGAGGAGCUGAGGAAUGAACACUCUGCCCGUUUCAAGCUCUGGUACACGGUGGACAGAGCCCCUGAAGCCUGGGACUACAGCCAGGGCUUCGUGAACGAGGAGAUGAUCCGGGACCACCUUCCGCCUCCGGAGGAGGAGCCGCUGGUGCUGAUGUGCGGGCCCCCACCCAUGAUCCAGUUUGCCUGCCUGCCCAACCUGGAGCGCGUGGGCCACCCCAAGGAGCGCUGCUUCACCUUCUGAGGGCCCGGCGCCGGCUGCACACACGCCCACCUGCCCCGCGUGCGCACCUCGCCCCGUCCACACUCGACCCUUCGCCACCCCACUCUGCCCCACCUCACGCUGGGGCCCGGCUUCAGCCUGGCCUGCCCGCGCCCUGGUGACCGCCCCGCUGAGCUGGCCCCGAGGGUCCCCUUUGGGAGCAGCGUUCUGUUUCAGGUGCGCCGCAGCGGAACCUCCAGGACAGGUUCCUGCCCAGCACUUGCUGGUUCGUACCAGAGAUGCCCGGCUGCAUGCCUGUCCCCCAGCCCAGCACCCACACUACAGAGGAGGGCUGCCAGCACCUCGCUGCUCUCGGCCCUCGGGGCAGUGGGUCACAGUCUGGACGUCAGCAUGGCGUGCGCACAGACCAGAGCUGCAGGCGUCAGGGCCUGGCCCCGCCACUGUCCUCCCCAGCCACCCCUCACUGCCUGUCUUGGGCCACAGCCAGGCACCUGACACUACACGAGAUGGGUGACACCAAAAAGUCCUCUUGGGGUGGGCGGCUUGGGGUGAAAGGCUGCCCCCACCCCAGGGCCCAGGCAGGCCCUGGCCAGCUGGGAGCCUGGCUCUCCCCGUGGCCAGAGUGGAAGAGAAUGCUGGCCAAGCCCUGGCGCCAGCACGUGGGCCCUCCUGACACCUCGGUGUCUCCCCCCAACACAUCCUGCGCUAAGCGGCGCUGGGCGGCCCACCGCCCGCCCUGGGGCACCGCAGCGACUGUGUUUAUUACUGCUCUGUCCCAAGCCUGCCCCUCCUCCUGCCCUCGCCCCCAGCACCGGGGAGAUUUUGAGCAGUGCCUCUUGUCCCAGCGACAUAUCGUGGCCUCGAUGUUGCCUUUAGACAACAGCUGUGUUAGCUCUUGCGUAUCGGCUUUUUCAGAGUCAUUUAUGAGCAGAAAAAAAAACUGAAAUAAAACUUUGCUAAUA
Molecule: messenger RNA, 1831 nt
Organism: Propithecus coquereli (Coquerel's sifaka)
Lineage: Eukaryota; Metazoa; Chordata; Mammalia; Primates; Indriidae
Product: NADH-cytochrome b5 reductase 3
Exons: 8
Coding region: 54-890 (278 amino acids)
Cellular component (GO): mitochondrion
Molecular function (GO): oxidoreductase activity; FAD binding
Source: RefSeq, a predicted model, not a curated record